AUGGCCGACUCCUUACCGGGAGAAAUGCAAUCGCGCGUCUUCUUCGAUACGGUUGAGACGCUGAACACAUGGGAUGAGUGUGUGGAACGCGCCAAGGCGGAGGUUGGGCUCUCGCCCAAGAACGCAGGUGACCUGGUGGUGCUGGGCCGAGGUCAGCGAGGCAUGUCGUAUGAGGGCACCGAUGUCUCGAAAGGGGAUGUUGAUCAAAGCCUGAGUCAUAUGAGCAAGGCUCUGAUCAGCGGCAACGUCAAGGCUAGCAUUUUGGUUAUCCAAGCGGUGCGGAAGGGGUACUAG
Molecule: messenger RNA, 294 nt
Organism: Letharia columbiana
Lineage: Eukaryota; Fungi; Ascomycota; Lecanoromycetes; Lecanorales; Parmeliaceae
Exons: 1
Coding region: 1-294 (97 amino acids)
Source: RefSeq, a predicted model, not a curated record